CCGAAGUAAAUGCUCGGACGGACUUUCUCGCUGAGGCUUCUUUAUCGUCCCUGGUAAUAGAAUAAAGGAACCGACGACGCAAUGGAAAUUCUCAGUUUUUGCAUAAUUGACGUACUCUCGGCCGCGCGACGCUGAAUUAUUUUACGCGGGGUAAUGCGAUUUAAAUACGGUAGAGGGCCGGAGAAGAUGUUUCCGCGAGCUACGUGGGCAGAAUGUAGAUUUCAGUUUCAUCGUCCGUUUCCUGGCCGCACAUUUUUCACCGUUCCGAAGGGGAGGAAUCGCGAGAAAACACGGAGAAGAUACAGUCGCCGAUCCGACGAUCAGGUCUCUGAAAGCUUAACGUGUCGUUGACAAAUGUUUAAAAGAAUGUAACCAUUUCACAGAACCGGAAUUUUGUAUUAGGUCAUUCCAUAAGUUGUGUUUAUAUUUCCCGCGUUACGUUUUGUAAUCGCAGAGGGAUACAAAGUCUUGGAUGACUAAACUUUUAUUCUUCAGCUCAGUCAGUAGAAGGCAUUCCAGAGCGACAGGUCGUGAAGUUAUAAGAAUUGUAUAUUUAACCUGUUGACUGUGGAAAUUAAUUAAAAAAAUCUCUCGUCUUGCACGCAAUAAAAUUAAAAGUGAACUAUACACUCGUCAAACGCAGGACGAAUACACAUAGGGUAUAUUUUAAUUCAUCUAGGAAGAAUUAGUAUCAUUUCAUGCUUCAAGAUGACGUGUAUACUCGUCAAACGCAGUUAACGGCUUAAUAAAAUAUCAUUUUAUGAAGUAGAAUAACAAACGGCAGGAACUUAUGGGACGACCAAAUAUUUAUUGGAAACAGAAACUGAAGUAAGGACAAAAAUUGAAAAACUGAUUAAUUGGACAAUAUAAGAAUUUAUGUGAAGUUAGAUAAACAAAAGAAAACACGGGGUUUUAGUCGAAUUUUAAAUUUGGAAAAGACCGGUUCGCGGUACGGUUAGUGUUUACACGUUUAAGACAUAUUAAAUCGAAGGUAUCCUCAGCAGUUGACAACGUUUGUGAUAUUACAAUAGAGAAGGGUUUAAGAACUUUAUCUGGAAACUUGUGACUCGAGAUUGGACUAAAAUAAUGCAUCGGCUGAAUUUUACGGCGCGGCAGACUUUAAAAUUUCCUGUUUGGAAAGGAGUGCGCGCUGUAAGCAAUGGAAACGUGUCGCUAUUGUCUCGCGACUGAGCUAUCGCGGGGGAGAAAAAGUCGUUCCACGUCCCUGGGGAUUUCUCAGAAAGAUCCAUCUAAUAUCCACGAAACACCAAGAUGACCACCACCACAGGCGAUCCAUCGACUUUGAAGACACCAGCCUCGUUGUCCGGCGGCGACCUGGUCUCCCGUCUGCUGGCAGCGACGCCUCCUUACCUGUACAACAUGCCACUGACACCGCACAGCUUCUUCUUCAGUGAGAUGCUGCGCUCGUUCGUGCAAGCUAAGGCGGAAGCGACAUCAGCAGGGACAGGCACGAGCAGCGCGCCGAGACGUCGAAAAAGAUCGUGGCGGGAGGCGCGGGACCGUCCUCUGGAGCUGACUACGAAGGAGAGGCAGCACCAUCAUCACCAUCAUCACCACCAUCAUCACCAGCAGCAGCAGCAGCAGCAGCAACAACAGCCGGAGAAGUAUUUUCACACGCAACAGCCACAGCAGCCGGAUACCCGGCUGGAGAACAGGGGCAAGCCGACCGACACGUACGAUCCCGAAAACAAGAUGGCAGCGUUCGAGCAGAAGCCGAGCUUCGGCGGUGACAUAUUGAAGCCCGUAGACGAGAACAGGUCGGACUUCAGUAAACAGAGCAAAAACUACUUCGACGAACGGCCGCGCCAUUUCGAGCAGACACAACCACCGGAGAGCAUAUUCUCCAGCGAACUGCAGAAGGUUAAACCGGAAGAGACCCAUUCGAUAGAUCGCAAGAACUGCAAUUACAACGACAGAAGUCCUUACGAGGAGCGUACGAAAAGCGCGAUAGGUAGUCAAGAGCUGCCUCUGUUACCUGAUCAGAAAAAGCUAGACUUCUCCAGGAGCUUUCUGCCUGGGCUACCUGGAAGGGGCUGCGAUAUGCUUCAAGGGGUUAAAGGAUUCGGUCUACCGGGGAAUGUGACGAACCCGGAAUUCCUGCCUAAUCCGCUUUGGUACCCGCCGUACCCGAUGCCACAGUCUUAUCCCGGCAUAGAUCCGUUGCAUUUUUUCAUUGAUCUCCGCGUGUCCGGUCACAUCUGGGACCGGAAACUGAGCGAGAGGCAGCUGCCGUUCAAGGGGAAGCACUGUUCCGCGUUCAGCGUGCCGCAGUCGAAGGAGUACAGCAGCAAUAGACCGUUAAAUCUGACGAGGGACGAGGCGAGCACGUCCAGGAGUGGCGAGGAGAACUCACACGGCACUAAUUACAUUCUUCGACACUUGACCAGGACGUACAGGAAUAUCGGCCAGGCGCAGAAAGUGUCCAGAGGCGAGACUUCGAUCGAGGAGAGCGAAGACAGCCCGAAGGAUAUUGAUAGUAACGAUAGAUUCCCGAAAGCGGAAACGCCUGGCACCUCGUCGUCGAACCAAGAGGAAGGGAGGAAGGAUCUGCGGGCUCUGAUCGGCCUCGAGCUGGUCGUUGACUACGUGAAAGAGCCAAAGGGAGAACCAUCGAACGAGCAGACUUCGCAAGUAACCGAAUAACUCGUGAAAAUCGAACGACUCACUUCCGUUCUCGCCUGUAUAAAUAGAUGUAGCUCCGGCUUCGCUCGGCCACCGUCAUUCAUGGUAAUAUAGGAAGCUCUGAACUUUAUCGACCGGUCGUCAGAAACGAACCGAUCCACCAUUCCCCUUUACAAUAUACGACAUCGACGAGUGAUUAUAGCGAAGUGAAAAAGAACUUUCGAUCUAAAGGUGCAGAUGCACUAGCAAGUCAUUUGGGACAUUUCUUUCCGAUAGCGACUUGUAGAAGUGUUUCUAUUCUAUUUUAUUCUAUUUUAUUCUAUUUUAUUCUAUUUUAUUCUAUUUUACUCUAUUUUACUAUAUUUUAUUCUAUUUUAUUCUAUUUUAUUCUAUUUUACUCUAUUUUACUCUAUUU
Molecule: messenger RNA, 3058 nt
Organism: Nomia melanderi (Alkali bee)
Lineage: Eukaryota; Metazoa; Arthropoda; Insecta; Hymenoptera; Halictidae
Source: RefSeq, a predicted model, not a curated record